Molecule: messenger RNA, 2898 nt
Organism: Phytomonas sp. Hart1
Lineage: Eukaryota; Euglenozoa; Kinetoplastea; Trypanosomatida; Trypanosomatidae
Source: the annotation of a GenBank genome assembly
AUGGAGGAGCAGAGGCGCUGCUCCAUUGCGGCCACGCAAAUUCAACGCGUGUGGCGUGGGGUAAUGGCUCGUGAGUGGUUAAGAACCGUUGUGAAGGCUGUUCUAACCCUGCAGAAGGUGGUAUUAGUCUUUUUGGUCAAGCAGCGCGAGCGGUACCGGAUUCUGGCGGAGGAACAGGAGAAAUUGCGAGUGGAGCGAGAGAAGCGCGAAACGAUCGCCUGCAAGAUCAUUCAGGCGCGAGCCCGAAUUUUUCUACGUCGACUCGCGAUUCGGCGAGCCAUCCCUGCAAGGCAGCGGCGCUAUUUUAUGGCGGCGCGGACAAUCCAACGGGGCUACCGAGACUACCUCCGACGAUGUGAAGUCAUGCGAGCCACUAUCGCGGAGGCCAACCGACGAGAGGACGAAAUUCGCCAGUUCAGAAGAAAAACUGCCGUCCGCUGCAUUCAGCGUGCCUUUUCGCAUUAUCGCGCACAGAAAAUCGAGGAUGAGGCACGUGCACUGCUUCAGCGCCGCAACAAUGCGGCGGUUCGCAUUCAGUCUCUUGUUCGCGGCCUGCUGACUCGCGCGUGGUUUAGCUAUUACCGAGCUUACUGCCGAGAUCAGUUCCAGCGGUCCGCGAUCAGUCAGCGUCGGCUGACCGUCAUCCAAGCCGCGUGUCGUGCACUCCUUGCCGCUCGUUACUGCCGUUCUCGGUGUUUGCAGCUCUUACACGAGUCAUAUCAGCGCCGGUUGAACAACGAAGCGACGCGCAUACAGUGCCUCUGGCGUCGUCGAGUUGCCGUCAUAAAGUUUGAGCGGCUACAAGCCGAAAAGGCCCGCAUGGACCGUCGUGCAAGAGUCAUUCAGAGGUGGUACCGCAUGUGUUUGAUCCGAAGAGAGUACAUCGCCAUCCGCAAUGCGCACCGUCAAGAACGCGCCGCGCGCAAAAUUCAAACUUGGGUUCGGAUCUGCUGGGAAGAAAAAAAAGCACGCGAGUUUGCGCAGUAUCACGCGGAAUUGCUGCGCAAACAGCGCCUAGAGCGGCUGCGCGCGGAGUCUAUUCUUGUCCUUCAGGCAUUUAGUAAAGCACAGUUAAGUAAGUUGAUGGUAGCGAGUAUGCAGAGGACCUAUUUAAUCCAUGACACCGUUGCUAAGACUUGGCAACGUGUAGCACAAGGGUAUAUUGCUCGGAAAAAAAUGGCUCGUGAAAAGGAACUUCACGCCACCUUCAUACGCAAUGAGAUGGAGCUGGCUAUACGGACUGCAGCCGCGCGCAUCUUGCAGCGUGCGUGGCGAUUUGCAUUCGCUAAAAUGAAAGUUGAACGACGGCGGCGAGAAAUCCUUGCAGCCACCCUUAUCUCCCGCUUCUAUCUUGCCAGGAAACAACUUUCGAAGCUUCGUAGCGAGAAGAAACUUCAAAGACAGCAAGAUGCAGUCAGGGUCAUUCAGCACGCGUACCGCGGGAUGCGCAAGAGUCGCGUGAUGAAGGAUAUGGUUGUUUACUACCGCGCCCAGUAUAACAAAAAGAUUAUCCGCCUGCGUUCAGACGAGGCCGCCAGCAUGAUCCAGGCCGUCUGGCGUGGACACGUCACGCGGCGAGUGAUGGUGGGUAUCUACGCUGAGCAAAAGCGCCAGGCCGACGCAGCCACACGCAUUCAACGAGCAUGGCGAUGUCACCGCUUUGGCCUUUCUCUCAAACGAGAAAUACGAAUGCGGUGUCGGCGGCGCGAGCGGCUCAACAAGGCGGCCAUUCAGAUUCAGUGCUUCUGGCGUAAGAUGAUGGCCUCUGAACGUGCGGCGGUUCUACGGGAGAAACAAGCAACACGGUUGGAAAAAAUCAUAAAGAUCCAACGCUGGUGGCAGUAUAUUUUGGCAGAUCGCAUUGCUUCGAAGUUGUGUCUGCAGGAAGACCAAGCAGCCCCAUCUGUUCCCCCUUGCCACCUGUUGACAUCCUUAUGUCUGCAGAAACAUUAUGCCGAUUCGGAAUUAAUGGAAGGGAAUAGAGAAAAAGAGGUAGAGGACUCAGAGGUCUAUAUUCACGACGAAAGCAAAAUGUCGUCUACGGUGUUGGUGUCACCAAGCAACGAUAGUCCUCAAGACUACUGUCCCUCUUCGAGCCGACCCCCCUGCCCUGGUGCAGUGGUAGAUGUCAUCAAUGCAGUGUUUAGUAUACAAAAAGCACUUCGUGGUGUCUUAUCCAACGAGGAGACCCAACGUCGCAUUUUAAAUCAGGCCCAUGACGAACAACAGAAAGAACUACAGCAGUUGGUGUUCACCGCACCCGACGUCGUCGCGGAGAAACCCCAAGAAAGGAGCGAAUGCGAUGAAAGCCACCAAGAGUGGUCUUGCCUUACGUUGGAUCCGAGUGUGGUAGUGCGGGGAUUGUUUUCGCAAAGGGCGCUGCAUUCGCGAAGUGGCGGGAGGGGCUCCCCAGAGCCCUUUGAUCGAAUGCCCCUGCACUUACACCAGACGGCCGCCAUCAUCCAACGGGCUUAUCGAGCCCAUCGCCGGACGAGGGGAAAGUGGGCCCGGCAGGUCCUGGGCAGUGCCGCGUCCACCGUCCAGCGCCAUUGGCGUGCGCACCGCCAGCGGGUCCUCGCCAAGGAAGCCGCCCGACUUGAGGCCGUGGCGCGGCUUCUGCAGAGCCACAUUCGGGCAUGGCUCGUCCGACGCGCCUGGGAGCAGCAGCACGCGCGCCUCUGGGAGGAACGCCGCGAGCGGAUCAUUGUGGAGGACGCGCUGGACAUGGCCGCGACGACGAUACAGUCGGCAUGGAGGAGUACGCUGGCGUGUCGUCGUGUGAAGGCCCUUCGCGCGCGGCGUGAGUUGGAGAAGUCAAAGUGUACCUGUGAUGAGGCUGUUAGGAUGAUUCAGAGAGCCUUUCGAGUGCAUUUAGGUCGACUUAAAGCGAAAAAAUGA